Messenger RNA from Ipomoea triloba (trilobed morning glory), 2604 nucleotides. RefSeq names its product very-long-chain aldehyde decarbonylase CER3-like. Gene Ontology annotation, molecular function: oxidoreductase activity; iron ion binding. Gene Ontology annotation, biological process: lipid biosynthetic process. The transcript is spliced from 11 exons. Lineage: Eukaryota; Viridiplantae; Streptophyta; Magnoliopsida; Solanales; Convolvulaceae. The record is from RefSeq and is a predicted model, not a curated record. Bases 448 to 2385 code for a protein of 645 amino acids.
AUGUAUCAAAAUCUCAACGGCAAACCCCCACCAUCCCUUUCUUGAUGCAAUGAAAUUUGGCAGCCAUUCUUCUUAAUUAUUAAUUAUUUCUGGGGAAUGCCCCUAUGGGUGUAGGAUGAUGAUGGUGCAUAUUGGUGGGAAAAUCUGUGUCAGUGUGGAAAUUCCAGUGUGUAGAUGACAGUGUUCAAUGAUGAAUCUAUGGGUUUGGUGGCGCUAAUUAAUUGCACUAGUAGCCAAAAUGGGAGUAGAUAAGAAAAGCGUUUUUCUGCAGAUCCAGGUGUAAUCUUUUCUUGUUUUCCCUUCUUCUUGCCCACUGUAUCUUCCUUUAUAUUGCCUUUUCAAUCUGUUGGAUCGCCCAUCUCCAUGCAUUCUUUAUUCUUUUCUUUCCCUUUUUUGGUGAGGUAAUGCUACUGUGUUUCAAGACAACAGAUUUUCUGUGGGGGAGAGAUGGGGAGAGAAAAAAGUGUAUCAUCAAUCCAACAAGCCAGAGAUUAUUAUCACACUCUUAGAAAUAAAACAGAUUCACCUUUGUUUGCAUGGCCUUGGGAAAACCUUGGUAAUUUUAAGUAUUUACUAUAUGGACCAUUUCUAGCAAAAUUCAUGUACUCUUGGGUUUACAAAGAGAGUUGGGAGAAUAUUUGGUGCUUACAUAUUCUUGCCUUGUGUGCCCUGAGAGGCCUUGUUCAUCAACUAUGGAGUUCAUACAUCAAUAUGCUUUUCUUUAACCACGCAAAGUGGGUGUCUCAGGAUGGCAUAGAUUUUCGGCAAAUUGACAAGGAAUGGCAUUGGGACAAUUUCCUAAUACUCCAAGCUUUUGUGGCUUCAUUUGUCUGUUUGAGCUUCUCUUCUCUUCCCACUAUUCCCUUCUGGGACUGGAGAGGAGCUGCUUGCUGUCUCGUGUUGCAUAUAGGGAUUUCCGAGCCAUUAUAUUAUUUGUUGCACAGAUUCUUGCAUAACCCCCGUGUUUAUCCACUUUAUCAUUGGCUGCACCAUGAUUCAAAAGUUCCACAUCCCUAUACAGCGGGGAGUGCAACAUUCUUGGAGAACAUCUUACUAUGCAUAGUUGUAGGAAUUCCUCCAAUUGGAACCUUGUUUCUUGGUUAUGGAUCAAUAAGUGUUAUGUACGGUUAUGUUUUGGCAUUUGAUUUCCUUAGAUGUUUGGGGCAUAGCAAUGUUGAAAUCAUGCCUUGCAGACUCUUCGACGCUAUUCCGUUUAUCAGAUACCUUAUUUAUAGCCCAACAUACUACAGCCUACAUCAUACGGAUACAGAAACUAAUUUUUGCCUAUUUAUGCCUCUCUAUGAUAUGCUGGGAAAGACAAUAAAUACCCGUUCUUGGGACCUUCAAAGAGAGAUAAGUACAAGGACAAGUCAAAGUGCACCCGAUUUUGUGUUCCUUGCACAUAUCGUUGAUAUUAUGUCGGCACUUCAUGCUCCAUUUGUUUUUAGAUCAUUCGGUUCAAUUCCUUUCACUACAAGGCUCUUCUUGUUACCGCUUUGGCCUGGAGUCAUUACGGCGAUGCUUAUCAUGUGGCUCAAUUGCAAGACUUUCUUGUCCAGUUUUUACAACCUCAGAGGGAGAGUGCACCAGACAUGGGUAAUACCAAGAUUUGGUUUUCAGUAUUUCUUGCCAUUUGCUGCGGAAGCCAUAAAUAAAAAAAUUGAAGAAGCUAUUCUUAAUGCUGAUAGACGAGGCGUCAAGGUCAUUAGCCUUGCUGCAUUAAACAAGAACGAGGGCCUUAAUGGAGGUGGGACACUUUUCGUCAACAAGCAUCCUGAUCUCAGAGUCCGAGUUGUCCAUGGAAACACCUUAACAGCUGCUGUCAUCCUAAAUGGCAUUCCCCGAGAUGUAGACGAGGUCUUCCUGACAGGUGCCACUUCGAAGCUUGGAAGGGCCAUUGCGCUCUACUUGGCACGUCGGCAGGUCAGAGUGCUGAUGCUUACUCAAUCCUGUGAGAGAUUCACGAAAAUCCAAAGUGAAGCCCCAGCAGAGUACCAAAGAUUUCUUGUUCGAGUUACCAAGUAUCAAGCAGCUCAACACUGUAAGACAUGGAUAAUCGGAAAAUGGUCCUCACCUCGAGAGCAAAGUUGGGCGCCCUCGGGAGCACAUUUUCAUCAGUUUGUGGUUCCUCCUAUCAUCCCAUUCCGCAGAGACUGCACAUAUGGGAAGUUAGCAGCAAUGAAGCUUCCAAAGGAUGUCGAGGGCCUAGGAGCCUGUGAGUACACAAUGGAAAGAGGCAUAGUUCAUGCAUGCCACGCGGGCGGGGCGGUUCAUCUUCUUGAAGGGUGGACACACCAUGAGGUUGGAGCUCUGAAUGUAGAUCAGAUUGAUGUUGUGUGGAAGGCUGCAUUAAAGCAGGGUUUUAGGCCCUUGUACAUUACAUAGGUUGAUGAGCUGAAAGGUUUGAAGGUUAAUUGGGGAUUCAGAGAUAGCAUGCAGCAUUAUAUUCUCCAUCUUUUCUUUUGUCUUACAAAACAAAAGACAUCACAUGCAUACCUUAAUUUUUUUUAUAUUGUAAUAAGCUAAGGUUUCCCCUUAGCUUUAUUAAGGAGUUUCAAGGGCUGUGGAUUUCUUCUUUCAGGAAGGCUGGCAUUAUGAAUUUCA